GCCGCUACUCAACACAUAAAAACUACAUUUCCCAGAAUGCCCGCCGGACAGCGUCGGCGCGGUUAUCGCAGAUCUACAGACAUGGGGAUCGGGCCAGCGGGGGCCUGCUGCGCUGAAGCGCUUUGUUCCUGUGUUUGUUAAAUUUGCGUUGUUGCGUGGACGUGAAGCUCUGUGUCACCGUGCGUGAGUUCAGGCUCACACAGACUGAACUGCGCGGUAAAAGAAACGGACACAAACAAGAACAUGUGGGUGAUUGUGUGAGAAAACCGAAAAGGUGAAUGAAGCUGUUGUGGAAAUUCUGGGUGUUUGUGUGUGGAUCUCUGCAGUGGAUCUGAGGCACGACGGUCGGCAGGCAGCAUGGGUUUGCAUUCGGCCCAGAAGAAGCACUUUCCCCUCCGAGGUAUCGAAGGCGUGGUUCAGCUGUUUGAUGCUGAGCUCCUGAAGCCCGAGCCGGACCUGACUCUUCUGUCCCUGGUCCUGGGGUUUGUCGAGCACUUCCUGGCUGUGAACCGGGUCGUCCCCAUAAAUGUUCCGGGGGUCCGUUUCGAGCCUCUGGAGCCGGACUGUCCCAAUUCCUGCUUCCCCACGGUGGAGCUCGGCAUGAUUUCGGCACUGUACGAGCGCUUCACAGCCCAGAUCCGUGGUGCGGUAGAUCUGUCCCAGUUCAGACGGACUGCUGCGGGGUCCAGCAGGGAGCUGGUGAAAAAAGUGUCUGACGUCAUCUGGAACAGUCUGAGCAGGUCGUACUUCAAGGACCGGGCCCACAUACAGUCUCUGUUCAGUCUUAUCACUGGUACCAAACUCGACAGCUCGGGCGUGGCCUUUGCUGUGGUGGCUGCCUGCCAAGUCCUGGGGUUGAAGGACGUCCACCUGGCACUGUCCGAGGACCACGCCUGGGUGAUCUUUGGCAAAAACGGCGAGGAGACGGCCGAGGUCACCUGGCAUGGAAAGGGUAAUGAGGAUCGGCGAGGACAAACGGUCACAUUGGGCGUGAAUGAGAAGAGUUGGCUUUAUCUUAAAGGCUCCUACAUGAAGUGUGACCGAGCCAUGGAGGUGGCCUUCAUGGUCUGUGCCAUCAACCCAUCUCUGGACCUCCACACUGACAGCUCGGAGCUUCUGCAGCUGCAGCAGAAACUCCUGUGGCUGCUCUAUGAAUGCGGUGACCUGGACAGGUAUCCCAUGGCCAUGGGCACGCUGGCUGACCUCGAGGACCAGGAUCCAAUCCCAGGCAAAGGGAACCCCCUGGAAAUUCACCUGAAGGCUGUAGGUUCUGCCCAAAAGCACUACAACAACGAGCACAUCUACCCCUACAUGUACCUGGCUGGUUUCCACUACAGACACAGGAACGUGCGGGAGGCUCUGCGGGCCUGGGCCCAGGCAGCUCAGGUCAUGCAGGACUAUAACUACUUCCGUGAGGAUGAGGAGAUCUACAAGGAGUUCUUUGACAUUGCAAACGAUGUUAUCCCCACAUUACUGAAGGAGACAUCUGCUGCAGCCGAGAGCGCUGGAGAAGUGGGCGAGGAUGGCGAAGGAGCCGACAAGGACCAUCCCAAACAGGCAGCAGCCCUCUCGGCACUCCAGGACCCCGAAUGCUUUGCUCACCUGCUACAAUUCUAUGACGGUAUCUGCAAAUGGGAGGAGGGCAGUCCUACACCGGUGCUCCACGUGGGCUGGGCCACCUACCUGGUUCAGUCCCUGAGCCGCUUUGAUGCUCAGGUGCGCCAGAAAGUGUCGAUCAUCACCAAAGAGCCGGAGUCUCAGGAUGACGACGAGCAGCUGAGCGAUGAUCUGCGCGAGGGGCGCCGGCGAGGCCCCAGGCGCGAAUCCAAAGUGGAGGAGCAAAGCCCGCCUUCCGCUGCUCCUCUGGUGGCACCCACAUCUCCGCCUGCACCGACGCCGAACGCCCAGCCAAAGAAGGUCGGUGAGGGUGUGGGCCGCCGGCGCUCCUCGCAGGGCGUGAGGGGCGGAGACACUGAAGGAAAACCAACGUCCCCUGCUCCAGAGGCGGCGCCAUCAUCCCCGCAGCAGCAGCAGGCGCCCUCACCCGGUGGUCCCAUCGUCACCUUCCAAAGCGAGAAGAUGAAAGGGAUGAAGGAGCUGCUGUGUGCGGCUAAAGUGAACUCUAGCGCCAUCAAGCUGCAGCUUACCGCACAGUCACAAGUUCAGAUGAAGAGGCAGAAGAGCACGCAGGCGGGCGAUUACUCUGUGUCCUUCAUGAAGCGCCAGCGCAAGAUGCUGUAGACGUGUAUACUGUGAAGAGCCGCAAACGCUCGAAUAUUAGUUUUAGCGAAAAUCCGUAGCGGUGUUUUGUUUUUGUUUUUAUGGCGCUUCCACUCAGGCAUACAAGAAGUGAUCUCGUCGUGUUCCGUGCACAGAUGACGCCGCUGUCACAGAUCCCGUUUGAAGUGAAGGACUGAACGUUUUGUUCUGUUUUCGUAGGACAGCGGGUUUAGCCGUUGUAGAUUGUACACGCUCACCAUGGGUCGUUUCUCCGGAGCUUGUUGACGUUCUAGAAGCCAAAGUGACUGACAGUCGGACGUCUGUAAAUACGGAUUUGUACUUUUGAUCUGACGGGUUUCUUUUAGGAUAGUUACUGUGUAACGGCGUCCACCUGAUUGUCUUCUGCUAGCUCUAUGUUGCCUUACUUUGCCUUUGUUCUUUUUAACGGUAUGCGUCCUUUAGUUCUGCCGAAGCUGAGGAUCGACUGCACUGCACCGGCAAGUCGCCUCUGCAAGAGUUUGCUCGAUUUGUGGUUUUUGUUCUUGUGUCUGCAAGUAAUAAA
Molecule: messenger RNA, 2782 nt
Organism: Thalassophryne amazonica
Lineage: Eukaryota; Metazoa; Chordata; Actinopteri; Batrachoidiformes; Batrachoididae
Gene: men1
Product: multiple endocrine neoplasia I
Exons: 11
Coding region: 358-2241 (627 amino acids)
Biological process (GO): negative regulation of cell population proliferation; negative regulation of cell cycle; regulation of transcription by RNA polymerase II
Cellular component (GO): chromatin; nucleus; histone methyltransferase complex
Molecular function (GO): chromatin binding; transcription cis-regulatory region binding; Y-form DNA binding
Source: RefSeq, a predicted model, not a curated record